Heterobilharzia americana is the source of this 9394-nucleotide messenger RNA. NCBI's taxonomy places the organism in Eukaryota, Metazoa, Platyhelminthes, Trematoda, Strigeidida, Schistosomatidae. The record is from the annotation of a GenBank genome assembly.
GGCAUUUGGGAGGGCUUUACAAGGAAGUAAGCGUGCUUCAUGAUACAAUCUGUUAACAAUCAGGCAAAUUAAGUAAAGCCCAUUGAAACCUCAAAGAUACCUAAUACCGCAUUCCUAAUCAAACAACGUGACAUAAAAAAAUGCACGCAACUGCGCAAAUUGAGAAAAUCAAGCACCUGAAUGCAGAAUCAGCGAUAUCGAAGCCAAAAAAUCCGAAACCAGACACAAAUACCUUCCUAAAAAACAAAAACACGCGGAAAGAACACACAUCAGGAGAAUCAAUAAAACGCGCUAAAAUCCGAAACAAAACACAUCAAAGUAAAUCCUAUCAGAAAGGUGUAAAAAAUUACGUCAACCAAAUUACUGCACCCACCCCUGGGGUCUCAACAACCAUACAUCAACAGACAACACCGAAAACGACACAGAGGAACAACCUGAAAAUGACGACAUCGAGUUCGGAUUCAGACUCUAGUGAGGAUGAGCAGCCGGUGAGCAAGAAGCCUGCAUUGGUGAAGGCGUCUCCAGCAGUUGGUAAGACGACAGUCGGUGUGGUUGGUGGUAAGAAGGUUGUUGGUAAGCCGGAGUCGUCUAGUUCCGACUCGGAUUCUAGUGAUGAUGGAGAUGCUGGUGUUGUGAAGAAGGGUGUUGCUGCUGUUGGUAGGCCGUUGUCGGGUGUGGGUCAGCAGACGACACCUCAGUCGUCAGUGCAGAAGAAGAAGGUGGGAGCGGUGGCGUCGAGUUCGGACUCAGACUCUAGUGAGGAUGAGCAGCCGGUGAGCAAGAAGCCUGCAUUGGUGAAGGCGUCUCCAGCAGUUGGUAAGACGACAGUCGGUGUGGUUGGUGGUAAGAAGGUUGUUGGUAAGCCGGAGUCGUCUAGUUCCGACUCGGAUUCUAGUGAUGAUGGAGAUGCUGGUGUUGUGAAGAAGGGUGUUGCUGCUGUUGGUAGGCCGUUGUCGGGUGUGGGUCAGCAGACGACACCUCAGUCGUCAGUGCAGAAGAAGAAGGUGGGAGCGGUGGCGUCGAGUUCGGACUCAGACUCUAGUGAGGAUGAGCAGCCGGUGAGCAAGAAGCCUGCAUUGGUGAAGGCGUCUCCAGCAGUUGGUAAGACGACAGUCGGUGUGGUUGGUGGUAAGAAGGUUGUUGGUAAGCCGGAGUCGUCUAGUUCCGACUCGGAUUCUAGUGAUGAUGGAGAUGCUGGUGUUGUGAAGAAGGGUGUUGCUGCUGUUGGUAGGCCGUUGUCGGGUGUGGGUCAGCAGACGACACCUCAGUCGUCAGUGCAGAAGAAGAAGGUGGGAGCGGUGGCGUCGAGUUCGGACUCAGACUCUAGUGAGGAUGAGCAGCCGGUGAGCAAGAAGCCUGCAUUGGUGAAGGCGUCUCCAGCAGUUGGUAAGACGACAGUCGGUGUGGUUGGUGGUAAGAAGGUUGUUGGUAAGCCGGAGUCGUCUAGUUCCGACUCGGAUUCUAGUGAUGAUGGAGAUGCUGGUGUUGUGAAGAAGGGUGUUGCUGCUGUUGGUAGGCCGUUGUCGGGUGUGGGUCAGCAGACGACACCUCAGUCGUCAGUGCAGAAGAAGAAGGUGGGAGCGGUGGCGUCGAGUUCGGACUCAGACUCUAGUGAGGAUGAGCAGCCGGUGAGCAAGAAGCCUGCAUUGGUGAAGGCGUCUCCAGCAGUUGGUAAGACGACAGUCGGUGUGGUUGGUGGUAAGAAGGUUGUUGGUAAGCCGGAGUCGUCUAGUUCCGACUCGGAUUCUAGUGAUGAUGGAGAUGCUGGUGUUGUGAAGAAGGGUGUUGCUGCUGUUGGUAGGCCGUUGUCGGGUGUGGGUCAGCAGACGACACCUCAGUCGUCAGUGCAGAAGAAGAAGGUGGGAGCGGUGGCGUCGAGUUCGGACUCAGACUCUAGUGAGGAUGAGCAGCCGGUGAGCAAGAAGCCUGCAUUGGUGAAGGCGUCUCCAGCAGUUGGUAAGACGACAGUCGGUGUGGUUGGUGGUAAGAAGGUUGUUGGUAAGCCGGAGUCGUCUAGUUCCGACUCGGAUUCUAGUGAUGAUGGAGAUGCUGGUGUUGUGAAGAAGGGUGUUGCUGCUGUUGGUAGGCCGUUGUCGGGUGUGGGUCAGCAGACGACACCUCAGUCGUCAGUGCAGAAGAAGAAGGUGGGAGCGGUGGCGUCGAGUUCGGACUCAGACUCUAGUGAGGAUGAGCAGCCGGUGAGCAAGAAGCCUGCAUUGGUGAAGGCGUCUCCAGCAGUUGGUAAGACGACAGUCGGUGUGGUUGGUGGUAAGAAGGUUGUUGGUAAGCCGGAGUCGUCUAGUUCCGACUCGGAUUCUAGUGAUGAUGGAGAUGCUGGUGUUGUGAAGAAGGGUGUUGCUGCUGUUGGUAGGCCGUUGUCGGGUGUGGGUCAGCAGACGACACCUCAGUCGUCAGUGCAGAAGAAGAAGGUGGGAGCGGUGGCGUCGAGUUCGGACUCAGACUCUAGUGAGGAUGAGCAGCCGGUGAGCAAGAAGCCUGCAUUGGUGAAGGCGUCUCCAGCAGUUGGUAAGACGACAGUCGGUGUGGUUGGUGGUAAGAAGGUUGUUGGUAAGCCGGAGUCGUCUAGUUCCGACUCGGAUUCUAGUGAUGAUGGAGAUGCUGGUGUUGUGAAGAAGGGUGUUGCUGCUGUUGGUAGGCCGUUGUCGGGUGUGGGUCAGCAGACGACACCUCAGUCGUCAGUGCAGAAGAAGAAGGUGGGAGCGGUGGCGUCGAGUUCGGACUCAGACUCUAGUGAGGAUGAGCAGCCGGUGAGCAAGAAGCCUGCAUUGGUGAAGGCGUCUCCAGCAGUUGGUAAGACGACAGUCGGUGUGGUUGGUGGUAAGAAGGUUGUUGGUAAGCCGGAGUCGUCUAGUUCCGACUCGGAUUCUAGUGAUGAUGGAGAUGCUGGUGUUGUGAAGAAGGGUGUUGCUGCUGUUGGUAGGCCGUUGUCGGGUGUGGGUCAGCAGACGACACCUCAGUCGUCAGUGCAGAAGAAGAAGGUGGGAGCGGUGGCGUCGAGUUCGGACUCAGACUCUAGUGAGGAUGAGCAGCCGGUGAGCAAGAAGCCUGCAUUGGUGAAGGCGUCUCCAGCAGUUGGUAAGACGACAGUCGGUGUGGUUGGUGGUAAGAAGGUUGUUGGUAAGCCGGAGUCGUCUAGUUCCGACUCGGAUUCUAGUGAUGAUGGAGAUGCUGGUGUUGUGAAGAAGGGUGUUGCUGCUGUUGGUAGGCCGUUGUCGGGUGUGGGUCAGCAGACGACACCUCAGUCGUCAGUGCAGAAGAAGAAGGUGGGAGCGGUGGCGUCGAGUUCGGACUCAGACUCUAGUGAGGAUGAGCAGCCGGUGAGCAAGAAGCCUGCAUUGGUGAAGGCGUCUCCAGCAGUUGGUAAGACGACAGUCGGUGUGGUUGGUGGUAAGAAGGUUGUUGGUAAGCCGGAGUCGUCUAGUUCCGACUCGGAUUCUAGUGAUGAUGGAGAUGCUGGUGUUGUGAAGAAGGGUGUUGCUGCUGUUGGUAGGCCGUUGUCGGGUGUGGGUCAGCAGACGACACCUCAGUCGUCAGUGCAGAAGAAGAAGGUGGGAGCGGUGGCGUCGAGUUCGGACUCAGACUCUAGUGAGGAUGAGCAGCCGGUGAGCAAGAAGCCUGCAUUGGUGAAGGCGUCUCCAGCAGUUGGUAAGACGACAGUCGGUGUGGUUGGUGGUAAGAAGGUUGUUGGUAAGCCGGAGUCGUCUAGUUCCGACUCGGAUUCUAGUGAUGAUGGAGAUGCUGGUGUUGUGAAGAAGGGUGUUGCUGCUGUUGGUAGGCCGUUGUCGGGUGUGGGUCAGCAGACGACACCUCAGUCGUCAGUGCAGAAGAAGAAGGUGGGAGCGGUGGCGUCGAGUUCGGACUCAGACUCUAGUGAGGAUGAGCAGCCGGUGAGCAAGAAGCCUGCAUUGGUGAAGGCGUCUCCAGCAGUUGGUAAGACGACAGUCGGUGUGGUUGGUGGUAAGAAGGUUGUUGGUAAGCCGGAGUCGUCUAGUUCCGACUCGGAUUCUAGUGAUGAUGGAGAUGCUGGUGUUGUGAAGAAGGGUGUUGCUGCUGUUGGUAGGCCGUUGUCGGGUGUGGGUCAGCAGACGACACCUCAGUCGUCAGUGCAGAAGAAGAAGGUGGGAGCGGUGGCGUCGAGUUCGGACUCAGACUCUAGUGAGGAUGAGCAGCCGGUGAGCAAGAAGUCUGCAUUGGUGAAGGCGUCUCCAGCAGUUGGUAAGACGACAGUCGGUGUGGUUGGUGGUAAGAAGGUUGUUGGUAAGCCGGAGUCGUCUAGUUCCGACUCGGAUUCUAGUGAUGAUGGAGAUGCUGGUGUUGUGAAGAAGGGUGUUGCUGCUGUUGGUAGGCCGUUGUCGGGUGUGGGUCAGCAGACGACACCUCAGUCGUCAGUGCAGAAGAAGAAGGUGGGAGCGGUGGCGUCGAGUUCGGACUCAGACUCUAGUGAGGAUGAGCAGCCGGUGAGCAAGAAGCCUGCAUUGGUGAAGGCGUCUCCAGCAGUUGGUAAGACGACAGUCGGUGUGGUUGGUGGUAAGAAGGUUGUUGGUAAGCCGGAGUCGUCUAGUUCCGACUCGGAUUCUAGUGAUGAUGGAGAUGCUGGUGUUGUGAAGAAGGGUGUUGCUGCUGUUGGUAGGCCGUUGUCGGGUGUGGGUCAGCAGACGACACCUCAGUCGUCAGUGCAGAAGAAGAAGGUGGGAGCGGUGGCGUCGAGUUCGGACUCAGACUCUAGUGAGGAUGAGCAGCCGGUGAGCAAGAAGCCUGCAUUGGUGAAGGCGUCUCCAGCAGUUGGUAAGACGACAGUCGGUGUGGUUGGUGGUAAGAAGGUUGUUGGUAAGCCGGAGUCGUCUAGUUCCGACUCGGAUUCUAGUGAUGAUGGAGAUGCUGGUGUUGUGAAGAAGGGUGUUGCUGCUGUUGGUAGGCCGUUGUCGGGUGUGGGUCAGCAGACGACACCUCAGUCGUCAGUGCAGAAGAAGAAGGUGGGAGCGGUGGCGUCGAGUUCGGACUCAGACUCUAGUGAGGAUGAGCAGCCGGUGAGCAAGAAGCCUGCAUUGGUGAAGGCGUCUCCAGCAGUUGGUAAGACGACAGUCGGUGUGGUUGGUGGUAAGAAGGUUGUUGGUAAGCCGGAGUCGUCUAGUUCCGACUCGGAUUCUAGUGAUGAUGGAGAUGCUGGUGUUGUGAAGAAGGGUGUUGCUGCUGUUGGUAGGCCGUUGUCGGGUGUGGGUCAGCAGACGACACCUCAGUCGUCAGUGCAGAAGAAGAAGGUGGGAGCGGUGGCGUCGAGUUCGGACUCAGACUCUAGUGAGGAUGAGCAGCCGGUGAGCAAGAAGCCUGCAUUGGUGAAGGCGUCUCCAGCAGUUGGUAAGACGACAGUCGGUGUGGUUGGUGGUAAGAAGGUUGUUGGUAAGCCGGAGUCGUCUAGUUCCGACUCGGAUUCUAGUGAUGAUGGAGAUGCUGGUGUUGUGAAGAAGGGUGUUGCUGCUGUUGGUAGGCCGUUGUCGGGUGUGGGUCAGCAGACGACACCUCAGUCGUCAGUGCAGAAGAAGAAGGUGGGAGCGGUGGCGUCGAGUUCGGACUCAGACUCUAGUGAGGAUGAGCAGCCGGUGAGCAAGAAGCCUGCAUUGGUGAAGGCGUCUCCAGCAGUUGGUAAGACGACAGUCGGUGUGGUUGGUGGUAAGAAGGUUGUUGGUAAGCCGGAGUCGUCUAGUUCCGACUCGGAUUCUAGUGAUGAUGGAGAUGCUGGUGUUGUGAAGAAGGGUGUUGCUGCUGUUGGUAGGCCGUUGUCGGGUGUGGGUCAGCAGACGACACCUCAGUCGUCAGUGCAGAAGAAGAAGGUGGGAGCGGUGGCGUCGAGUUCGGACUCAGACUCUAGUGAGGAUGAGCAGCCGGUGAGCAAGAAGCCUGCAUUGGUGAAGGCGUCUCCAGCAGUUGGUAAGACGACAGUCGGUGUGGUUGGUGGUAAGAAGGUUGUUGGUAAGCCGGAGUCGUCUAGUUCCGACUCGGAUUCUAGUGAUGAUGGAGAUGCUGGUGUUGUGAAGAAGGGUGUUGCUGCUGUUGGUAGGCCGUUGUCGGGUGUGGGUCAGCAGACGACACCUCAGUCGUCAGUGCAGAAGAAGAAGGUGGGAGCGGUGGCGUCGAGUUCGGACUCAGACUCUAGUGAGGAUGAGCAGCCGGUGAGCAAGAAGCCUGCAUUGGUGAAGGCGUCUCCAGCAGUUGGUAAGACGACAGUCGGUGUGGUUGGUGGUAAGAAGGUUGUUGGUAAGCCGGAGUCGUCUAGUUCCGACUCGGAUUCUAGUGAUGAUGGAGAUGCUGGUGUUGUGAAGAAGGGUGUUGCUGCUGUUGGUAGGCCGUUGUCGGGUGUGGGUCAGCAGACGACACCUCAGUCGUCAGUGCAGAAGAAGAAGGUGGGAGCGGUGGCGUCGAGUUCGGACUCAGACUCUAGUGAGGAUGAGCAGCCGGUGAGCAAGAAGCCUGCAUUGGUGAAGGCGUCUCCAGCAGUUGGUAAGACGACAGUCGGUGUGGUUGGUGGUAAGAAGGUUGUUGGUAAGCCGGAGUCGUCUAGUUCCGACUCGGAUUCUAGUGAUGAUGGAGAUGCUGGUGUUGUGAAGAAGGGUGUUGCUGCUGUUGGUAGGCCGUUGUCGGGUGUGGGUCAGCAGACGACACCUCAGUCGUCAGUGCAGAAGAAGAAGGUGGGAGCGGUGGCGUCGAGUUCGGACUCAGACUCUAGUGAGGAUGAGCAGCCGGUGAGCAAGAAGCCUGCAUUGGUGAAGGCGUCUCCAGCAGUUGGUAAGACGACAGUCGGUGUGGUUGGUGGUAAGAAGGUUGUUGGUAAGCCGGAGUCGUCUAGUUCCGACUCGGAUUCUAGUGAUGAUGGAGAUGCUGGUGUUGUGAAGAAGGGUGUUGCUGCUGUUGGUAGGCCGUUGUCGGGUGUGGGUCAGCAGACGACACCUCAGUCGUCAGUGCAGAAGAAGAAGGUGGGAGCGGUGGCGUCGAGUUCGGACUCAGACUCUAGUGAGGAUGAGCAGCCGGUGAGCAAGAAGCCUGCAUUGGUGAAGGCGUCUCCAGCAGUUGGUAAGACGACAGUCGGUGUGGUUGGUGGUAAGAAGGUUGUUGGUAAGCCGGAGUCGUCUAGUUCCGACUCGGAUUCUAGUGAUGAUGGAGAUGCUGGUGUUGUGAAGAAGGGUGUUGCUGCUGUUGGUAGGCCGUUGUCGGGUGUGGGUCAGCAGACGACACCUCAGUCGUCAGUGCAGAAGAAGAAGGUGGGAGCGGUGGCGUCGAGUUCGGACUCAGACUCUAGUGAGGAUGAGCAGCCGGUGAGCAAGAAGCCUGCAUUGGUGAAGGCGUCUCCAGCAGUUGGUAAGACGACAGUCGGUGUGGUUGGUGGUAAGAAGGUUGUUGGUAAGCCGGAGUCGUCUAGUUCCGACUCGGAUUCUAGUGAUGAUGGAGAUGCUGGUGUUGUGAAGAAGGGUGUUGCUGCUGUUGGUAGGCCGUUGUCGGGUGUGGGUCAGCAGACGACACCUCAGUCGUCAGUGCAGAAGAAGAAGGUGGGAGCGGUGGCGUCGAGUUCGGACUCAGACUCUAGUGAGGAUGAGCAGCCGGUGAGCAAGAAGCCUGCAUUGGUGAAGGCGUCUCCAGCAGUUGGUAAGACGACAGUCGGUGUGGUUGGUGGUAAGAAGGUUGUUGGUAAGCCGGAGUCGUCUAGUUCCGACUCGGAUUCUAGUGAUGAUGGAGAUGCUGGUGUUGUGAAGAAGGGUGUUGCUGCUGUUGGUAGGCCGUUGUCGGGUGUGGGUCAGCAGACGACACCUCAGUCGUCAGUGCAGAAGAAGAAGGUGGGAGCGGUGGCGUCGAGUUCGGACUCAGACUCUGGUGCUGAUGAUCAGGUGUUGAGGCAGGUUGCGGUGGUUGCUGGGGAUGGUGUUGUUGGUGCUAAAUCCUGGGGGUUUGGGUGUGGUAGUGGUGCAUAUAAUAAUGAUGUUGGUUUGGUGUCGUCUUGUGGUAGUGAGCCGAUGGUUGUUAAGAAUUUUCGUAAGCGGACGUUUUCCUAUGUGGGAAGUGUGGAGAAGUGUUGUGUUUUUGGUUCGGGUUGUUCUCCAACGAAUGGGGUUUCUGUUAAUUCUUCGUCUAAUACGCCAGAUAACUUAAAGCGUUUGAAUUGCGGCAAUACACCUUAUCGUCGUGUUCCUGAGGAUGAAGUUUUUGUCCAUCCCUCUCUGCGGGAUAAUUCAUUUGACGCGAAGCAAAAUGCACGAGGAUCCUGGGGUGAAAGAGCAAAUCGUGAUUUCAAGUUUACCAGUGGUAAAGUGUUCAAACAGGAGAAGACAAAAAGAAGAGAGGAUCAUAUGUUGGAGGUUCACUCUCCUUGGAUGCUUGUUCCUUUAAAUUUGAUGAGUAAACACUAUAGAGAACACUUAUUUGCCUGUAAAUAUAUUUUUGCUUAUACGCAAUUUGUACAUAAGGGGAGAAUAUUAAAAAGGUUUCGUAGUGUAAUAGUUCUCGUCACUUUUUGAUCAUUGUUCACAUAAUGUCACAUAACGUUCACUUGUAUUUGUAUAGUUUAACGAACUGCAAUAACUUUUGCGCUGGUUAGGUUAGGUAUCGUAUAUUUCUGUAUUCUCAGUCUGCUUACCUAUUUUCAAGUUAACAACUGAUACAAAUCCUAGUACACACAUUCCUUGUAGUUAUCGAGUGAUAUAUUUAUAUGCUAUAUAUUUGAGUAAGUCUGCUAUAAUUUUAGAGGAAGGCAGCCCUAGUGUUUUGUCUUAGUGUCAUUUCAUGAAAAUGAAUAAGACGGCCUACUCGUCGAAUAAGUUAGGUAUUCUUUCAUCUUUUGUUGAUUGCUUUGAUAUUGUUUCACUUAGAUGGAUGGGUUUUUUAAUGUAAUGUGGACAAUUGUAAUUUUUAUAACAAUCUGAAUCAGCUAUCUGAAAACAGUAGUGACCUUAUUGUGGACUGGUUUAAUGAUUAAACUUUCGGUGUUUGACUGUAAUUUGCUUGAAAAACUGGGAUCGUUUCCUUUUCUGUUUUACAGAAAUAAAUAAAAAUAAGAUACGUUGGGAUACAUUUUUCAUUUUCUACACAUUAAUUGAUUGAACGUAUGUUUUCAUAUGCUAUCCCAAAACAUCAAUGACAGUUGUGGCUGAUUAGUUCCUUCACUUACUGCCAGCUAUAAAGAUAAAUUGUAAAAUUCAAUUUGUUAGUUUUGAUCACUUAAAACACCUAUAGAUGAAAUGUCUGUGUAAAUUCCCAAUGAGGUAGAAAAAUAAAUUUUGUGGAAUUCACUUCAUUAGAGAGUAAAACCUGUACAAGUUAUUGAGUGUUUAGUCCAUUUACCCAGUGCUCAGCUUGUCUAACUUUAUCAGGUCAAAUUCUGAUCCUGAAG